Aspergillus melleus is the source of this 1686-nucleotide messenger RNA. Its product is annotated as NAD(P)/FAD-dependent oxidoreductase. The transcript is spliced from 2 exons. Lineage: Eukaryota; Fungi; Ascomycota; Eurotiomycetes; Eurotiales; Aspergillaceae. The record is from RefSeq and is a predicted model, not a curated record. The coding region runs from base 1 to 1293 and encodes 430 amino acids. Gene Ontology annotation, molecular function: sarcosine oxidase activity; flavin adenine dinucleotide binding; proline dehydrogenase activity.
AUGAUGUCCCAAUCUUCCAAAUUGAAUUCAAUUGUUAUAAUUGGAGCCGGCGUGUUCGGCCUCUCUACUGCCCUGGAGCUCUCCGAGCGUGGCUACACUAAUAUCACCGUUUUUGAUCGUCGACUCCCUCCUGUUCCCGAUGGUUCUAGCGUCGAUGUGUCUCGUAUCAUUCGUCCCGAUUAUGCCGACGUAUUCUAUGCUCGAAUGGGCCUAGAUGCCAUGAAAGGAUGGAACGCCGAAUAUGCACAGUUUUUCCACCGCAGUGGUCUUUUGUGCGCGCAAUCGAAAGGUUCUACCGAGCAUUCAUACCUCGAUCAAUCUAAGCAGAAUUUGGAGAGCUUAGGGGCUAGCGUCACCAUUCAGACUUUUCAAGGCAAUGAAGCGACGGAGAGGCAUCCAGGAAUUCAUGGCGAUCUGUCAGACAUGCAAGGGUACUGGAACACCGAGUGUGGAUGGGCCGAUGCAGAGGGGAGUAUUACGCACCUGGCCCAGAAGUGCUCGCAGGCUGGCAUAUCCUUCUUGACAGGAAAAUGCGGAACUGUCAACAACCUCAUCAUCAAAACUGGUUCAACGAAGAGCAGGGUGGUGGGGGUGAGAACGGCGGCAGGGACGAGCGUCUCUGCGGAUACCGUGAUCCUGGCCACGGGUGCCUGGACGCCAUACUUGAUUGACACUGGUAAUCGGACAAUUUCGACGGGUCAGCCGGUUGCCUUUGUGCAGCUCACUCCCGAAGAAGCAAAGGAGAUGCAGAAUUGUCCCGUCAUGAUCAACCUGAGCACAGGAUGGUUUGCCUUCCCUCCUACCCCCGGCACCAAUCUGUUGAAAAUGGCCCGUCAUGGCUAUGGGUUUGAAACGACCACCCACUCGCCACAUCGACAGUCCGAUUCUUCUUUCUCUGCCCCCAAGAUGUCUUCUCAAUCACCUUUCCUACCGGCAGACGCAGAAAAGUCUUUGAGGGAAGGUCUGGCUUUGUUCUUGCCGCGGUUUAAGGAUCGUCCGUUCGUCCAGCGUCGGUUAUGCUGGUAUACCGAUACUCCUAAGGGAGAUUUCAUCGUGGACUAUCAUCCGGAACACGACGGCCUGUUCCUGGCAACGGGCGGAAGUGGACAUGCCUUCAAGUUCUUACCUGUGCUGGGCCGCUAUGUGGCGGACAGUUUCGAGCGAAAAGCGUCGCAGGAGCAACGGGAUAAAUGGGCAUGGACGGCAACUGCUAACCGUAUUUCGAAGGGCGAUGGCAGCCGAGGAGGACCUCCGAGACGAGUGCUUCUUCCUAAGGAACAGGCUCGCCUGUGAAUGUUGGACACCGAUGAAGGUCCGUGCAUGAUCGCGAGAUUGUAGUACAGGAAGCUUGUUUUGAAAAUAGGACGGGGAAGGGGGAAAAAAAAGAAAUAAUAAUUAGAAAGAGGAAACUCCAAUAGUGGCAUACUUCGCUGGGCAAUCGGUUCUAUUUCGAAAAACUCCGGGAUUUCUCGAGUUGUUGUACAAAAUACUACGUCAGUUGCACGUUGAGCCCUUCUGUCGCAUUCACCUUUCCUACCCCGUCAACUCUCAACUUUCACAUUCCCCUUUCAGUCCCUCGACCUCACCCAUCACGGAGAGUCCCCGUUUCCUCGCCGUCUAGUAUAUAUGACCUGAGACAUAUUUUCAAUCCAUCGCUACAUUGUUUCUAUCGCAUCCUGCCCAACC